This is a messenger RNA of Monopterus albus (swamp eel), 3900 nucleotides long. RefSeq names its product protein ELFN1-like. Gene Ontology annotation, cellular component: plasma membrane. The transcript is spliced from 6 exons. Lineage: Eukaryota; Metazoa; Chordata; Actinopteri; Synbranchiformes; Synbranchidae. The record is from RefSeq and is a predicted model, not a curated record. Gene Ontology annotation, molecular function: protein binding. The coding region runs from base 977 to 3688 and encodes 903 amino acids.
GAGCAGCUGGCUGUCGGUCGUUUCAGUUCAGAGGAGAGGCAAAAGAGAGGGAAACGGAAUUCCAGCGAAUUAAUCGCCGUCUGUUCCACUCGGUGAGAGAGAGAGUCAAAGUCAGUCAAAUGGAGAGAGAUGGAGAGGAGGUGGGGGGAGUGGAGCCUGACGCAGUGUUAGAGGCAGAAACUGAGAGGGGAGAGAGGGAGACCGAGGGAGACAGAGGCGAGGAGGCAGCACAUCACAUCAGGCGCCGUUUUACAUCUCAAAAUCUUGACGCGGGUAGAUCGCCACGCUGGUUGCUGCUGCUGCUGCGACCGCCGAGCCACUUCCCGGUCACUGCUCUUUAGAGAGACCGCAGAGGGGACAGCAGCGAGCUGGGAUCAAAUCAGUGACAGAUAUCAACACCGCCACACACACUGCCAGAGGCAACGAGCGGACCGUUUUGCCGAGGAGUCUUCUUCCACGUUGGCAUCUGGAAAAGUGAUGUGAAAGGUGCACGGAGACUGAAGGCUCAGCUGGUUCAGAGAGUUCCUCCAUCUGCCAAGGGACGAGUUCUCACACCAAGUACAGAGCAGUGAGCAAUGAGGAAGAAAGAAAAGAGGUGCUUGUCCAAUCAGGGAUAUAGAUGGCCACAGAAGACAUGAGUACCAGCCAAUCUGGCGCCAGGACGACCUCCAGAGUUAGACAUAACAAAACAAAUGUGACCCCCUAAUUAAACAAGUGAUACGGUUUACCUAGACACAUACUGCCAAUGGAGUGAUACAUCCUAUUCCUGCACUAAUUUCUACUUUGAUGAAUCCUUAAUUAAAACAAGAGCUUAACACAACUCACACAAUAAAAGCUAAGGAGAAACAGGGACGUUUUACCAUGCUGUGACUACACUUUCUGUAAAGCAGAACAGACACCAAGUCACCGUGCAUUGAAAUAUAAACAAGCCCUCACUCCCUUUCAAAUGGUGCCAGCCUGCAUAAAUAAAUGUUAGAUGGCAAACACCUCUGGACAACUUUCUCCAAUGGAUAUUCCAGUGACAUCCCAAAUGGAACAGAGGACAGGCCAAGGACGGCAGAGACAUUACGUGACCAGAGGUUCUUCAACAGUGGUCCUGUCCACCGCCAGCUCCUUCCUCUGUUGGCUCAUCUUUCUGUCAAUAAUGCGGUUACCAAUGGUAACAGCUGACUGCUGGCUUAUUGAAGGGGAAAAGGGAUUUGUGUGGCUAGCCAUCUGCAGUAUGAACCAGCCUCCUUAUGAGGCCAUCCCUUCUCACAUUAACAGCACCAUUGUGGAUCUGAGGCUGAAUGAGAACAAGAUACGGUCGGUCCAUUAUUCUUCACUCAGUCGCUUUGGCAACCUCACCUAUCUGAACCUCACCAAGAACGAUAUCAGCUACGUGGAAGACGGCGCAUUCUCAGCACAGUUCAACCUGCAGGUUCUCCAGAUGGGCUUUAACAAGUUGAGGAACCUGACGGAAGGAAUGUUGCGAGGCCUGGGCAAGCUGCAGUACCUCUACCUGCAAGCCAACCUCAUCGAGACUGUUACACCCAACACCUUCUGGGAAUGUCCCAACAUAGAGAAUAUCGACCUCUCCAUGAACAGGAUCCAGGUGUUGGAUGGCAGUUUGUUCUCUGGACUCUCUAAACUGACCACCUGUGAACUUUAUACCAACCCCUUCAACUGUUCUUGUGAGCUGCUGGGUUUCCUGCGCUGGCUCUCGGCCUUCCCCAACAGGACCAGUGAAAGGAUGGUAUGCGACUCCCCUGAUGGCUUCUCUGGCUUCAACCUACUGAGCCAAAACCCUCGUAUGCCUACCCAACGCACUGCUCUGCAUGUGCUCAGUCUUGUAUGCACAGAUGAUGGCAGCAGCGUGACAUCUUUCUAUGUCAUCGGCUCAGCAGAUUCAACCACUAUGUCCCCAGAUUCUGCCUCCCCCUGUGGACUGGAAGACUGUGCUUCUGGGACCCCUCCUGAUGAGCUCCCAAUCAGCUUUAGCCCUGUUUUCCCUGACAUCAAUCCGAUCAUGACGCUAAAGCAGGUGCUACAUUCGAGCGCUGUGAUAACAGUUCAGAUCCCUCAUCCAUUCAGAAAAAUGUACAUCCUUGUACUUUAUAACAACAGUUUCUUCACAGAUAUCCAGAAUCUGAGAAAUUUAAGAGAAGAUAUUGAACUAAAGAACUUAAAACCUAACACUGACUACACAUACUGUGUGGCCUCUAUACGGAACUCCCUGCGCUUCAACCACACCUGUCUGACUAUCUCAACUGGCCGCCAGGGUGGGGCUGACAGAGUAGCCAAUCAGUCAUCAGCCACUCACUACAUUAUGACUAUUUUGGGCUGCUUGUUUGGCAUGCUGCUCUUCCUUGGCCUCGUUGUCCACUGCCUGAGGAAGAAGAGGAUCAUGGAUGAGAAGGAAAGAAAGAUGAGCAGGAUCCAGAGGACACUGAUAGAGCUCAAGUAUGGUGGAGAAGGAGAUAUAGAAGGAGGGAAUGGAGGAUCUGUUUCUCAGAAGAUUGCUGCUGGGGACAGUAUGUCCAGAAUGCCCUACCUGCCUCAGGGUGGUGAAAUAGAUCCAUAUAAGCUGCAGGAGGUGAUAGAAACACCAGCACACAAGCCAGCUAAACUUAACUACAUGGAGGUCAGAGGCUCUGGCAUUGAAAGGGAGAGAGAACGAGAGAGAGAAAGGGAGAUGUCACCGCAAACAAAUCCACAGGGCUCUGUAGCAGAGAUCUCUACCAUCGCUAAAGAGGUUGAUAAGGUUAACCAGAUCAUCAACAACUGUAUAGAUGCUCUCAAAUCUGAGUCUACCUCCUUUCAACAGGGAAUCAAAUCCCCCUCUUCUGCAGGUGGAGGGGCUGUUUCAACUGCAGAGCCACAGCUGGUGCUUCUCUCUGAGCAAGGAGAGAGAGGAGAAAGAGGAAGUGAGUUCCUUUCCCCAGUGUAUAAAGGAGGGAGAGGAGGAAGGGAUGAGAGAGGGAGAAGCUACCAUCAUUCAUUGCAGCGACACCACAGCAUGGAGGCUCCUCCGACCUCCAAAAGGCCCAGUACAUCCUCUUCUCCUGGCUCUGCCCGCAGCCCGCGGUCCUUCCGCUCAGAGGGAGGUUAUCACUCAUCAGAGACCCGGUACAUUGAGAGGACCUCACCCGGAGAGAGAGGAGAAAGGGGAGGCGGGGGAGGAGAGGCCAUUCGCACAGUCACCCCAGCAGCGGCUAUCUUACGAGCUGAAGCCCAGAGAAUCCGCCAGUAUAACGAACACCGCCACUCCUAUCCUGGCUCCCAGCAGCACCUCCAGGAGCUGCAGCAGCAUCAUCCUCAGAUUAUGCAAGAGCUCCACCACCACCCAGGGGGCUGCAAGCCCUCUAUGUUAGACCCCCUCACCCUCAGCAGGCAGGCCAAGCAGCGAGAACUGGCCUACUCCCAGCUCUCGCCACACUACCCGCUCUCGCCCCAGUACCACAACCUCAGCUACUGCUCCAGCCCUGAGGAAGACGAAGAGGAAGAAGGGCUACUCUGCACCCCAACUCUGGGAUUGUGGGAAAGGUUCAAACUGCACCGCAAGAGGCACCGACAGGCAUCAAUGGAGGACGAAGGAUACGUGGCAGCCGGACAUGCGCUGAGGCGAAAGGUUCAGUUUGCCAAGGAUGAGGAUCUUCACGACAUACUGGACUACUGGAAGGGAGUGUCUGCCCAGCAGAAGGCCUGAUCCCACACCUGAAGACCCAAAACAAUUAGAAGAUGGAAAAAUAACAACACUGCACCCAUAACAUGUUGAUACAGAUACAAAAGACCUGUAAAUACAAACACACAGAACUUUAGAAAAAAAAAAAUCUACAGCAUCAUUAUACUCGCAUACAUUCACUGGCCACUUGAUUAGGUACACCUGUACAAUUGUAUGGACUUCAGUGCAACACUUCC